Messenger RNA from Pseudo-nitzschia multistriata, 1428 nucleotides. Lineage: Eukaryota; Bacillariophyta; Bacillariophyceae; Bacillariales; Bacillariaceae. The record is from the annotation of a GenBank genome assembly.
AGCUAGAUCAAUCUAUCAGCCUCCGGUGCGUGUCAGCCGCCGUCACAUCUACKGUGGAAGCUGGCAAGGCAGGGUCCGAUGGUUGUUUUGAAAAAGUUCGGAGUGCGGUUUAUCGGUGUACGGUACAUCGCAUUUAGGGUAUAAGCAUWGCAUUUCGAAUAUCCUUUCCAGCAACUGCAGAGGGGGGUCUUCGACCAGAGUUCGGCUGCAAUGCAAGAGGCUGCGCAUCGUGCGAACGCACCGGGAGUUCUGGCAUGGCACGGAUGAACACUGUUACGUAGACAASCCUGUCCGCUCGGGAAGAACGUCAUCCRCAAGAAACGAUCGAAAGAGUGGAGAAGGACACUGUUGCUUCCAGGGCGAGCCAAACGGUCGAGGGCACGCGGCCCAAGAACCGGCACGAAAGAAGCCGCAAUGGAACGGUGCGCCGUGAAGRGGAUGCUACCGAAUCCGAWAGGUACMAAAAACAGUGGGAACAAAGGCGUGGAUCGGCGUGAGGAUUGCAUCGGUUCAACGAMAGAAAAUGGACAAUGAAACCGCAAAGAAGACAAAGGAGAAAAGCAAAGGCGGUGUUCCGCAGAGUCAGUCCAAAGAGAAAGAUCAAACGAGUUCAACUGCCUCCGGAAGCAGGGACAAAAAUAGAAAAAGAAUUCUCCAACGAUCAGAUGUUGAAAAGGAAAGAGUGAUUGCUCCAUAAGUGCCAUUCKGACCGAGGUAGGCACUCUCUGCGUUUGAAAUCGAAAUCUCAAACAAUCAGCAGMGGUCCWUUGGCAACUGUUUCUGCUUCCCUCCCGUUUAUCAUGACCGGAAGCAGCUUUACCGCCAGAGGAUUUCCCCGAUUCGAGACGUUUCGUUGCACAGGGUUCACACAAUCGAAACCCGCAAUCUACCAAGAGUUUCGGCACGUUCUGCCCUUGUCCUAUCCACUGCGCUGUCCGGAUGCUCCGGUGAGUUCUGUUCUUGCAGGGGCGCAUGGAUCGCCGGCAAGAGAUUUGCCAGCGGACGACGCAAGCACCCGAUGAUUGCCCACCAGCGCAGCUGCAGCGCGGAACACAUGCGCCAAAAAUUGCGUUYCGAGUGUCUCGCAGAGUCCCAUCGUCGGACUUGCACGAGAUGGCUAACACAGAGGUGAGCGAUCGAUCGAUCGGAGGGUAUGUUCCACAACCAUUCCAUGUCCUAUCGUCUUCAAGUUUCGAAAAAGAUCGAGAGAAGAGUUGAAGAGACACUCUUUGGAACAACUCCGCAAUCAAGAGGUAAUCCAAGCCUCUCUCACGACGACACGAAGAAUCCUGCUCGUGCAGUAUCUGAUUUCUGUUUCGUGGCAAGGUCACAUKACUCUAGAUCACGUCAAAGAGUCGUGAUGCAUCACUGUCUAUCUGUGCUCUGGCUCACACCCAACUAACUAGCUAAUCAAACAAMCACCUCAGC